GAAAUUCACCCAAGUGAGAAAACAGUCAAGGGGUGUGUCUCACUUUUGACAACUGGGCCUCCGAAGCUAGCAAGCUAACGUUACAAGAAAUAGCUAGCUAGUUUCAUGACGACAAAAUCAUACCAUCGAUGUGUCGGUUUAGUAACUACAUAUAUUUUGUAUGGACAGUUUUCUUAUGCAUUAUCUAAUGCACGUAUGUUCUCUAGAUUAGCAAGAUGCCUAAUAACGUUAUAGCGAAAUAGACGACAAAAUCAUACUAUCGAUGUGUCUGUUUAGUAACGUUAACUACAUAUAUUUUGUAUGGACAGUUUUCCUAUUAAUUCUAUAAUGCACAUAUGUUCUCUUUAGAUUAGCAAGAUGGCUAAUAACGUUAUAACGAAAUACUGUAUAGUUAGUCUUGUUAGCUAGCUGGCUAGCUAACUUUGGCAGGCUUUGUUUUUGUUGCGCAAAACAAACAGUGAGAAGCGAGUUACCAGUGUUACAAUCUCUCUGGGAAAGAGUGCAGAGACAAUAUCAUCUUUUCAACAAUCUUUUUCCAUAGAGAGGAACUUUGAGAGAAUACAGAAUUCAUCCUGAUGACAUCCCAGUAACUGCACUUGAAACACAUGGCGAGCUGUGGUGAGGUGGACCACUCAGUGGACUCUGUGUCCUCCUCAAAGGUGGAAGACGGAGGGGACGCCUUCACUGGUGACUCCCCCAGCUCACCUACCCCCUCGGCCAACCCCGUGCCGGAGUGUGCCAUCUGCCUCCAGACCUGUGUCCACCCGGUUCGCCUGCCCUGCCGCCACGUUUUCUGUUUUCUGUGCGUCAAAGGAGCCUCCUGGCACAGCAAGCGCUGCGCUCUUUGCCGACAGGAAGUACCUGAGGACUUCCUGGAGCAUCCCACUCUUCUGUCCCCAGAGGAGCUGAAGGCAGCAGCCGCAGGAGGGCGAGGAGGAACCGGGCCGGGGAGCGCUGGGGGAGACCAUGCAUGGUACUACGAGGGGAGGAACGGCUGGUGGCAGUAUGACGAGAGGACCAGCCGUGAGCUGGAGGACGCUUUCGCCAAGGGCAGGAAGAGCGCCGAGAUGCUGAUUGCUGGCUUCCUGUACGUGGCUGACCUGGAGAACAUGGUGCAGUACCGCCGCAACGAGCACGGUCGCCGCCGACGCAUGAAGCGUGAUGUGGUAGACAUUCCCAAAAAGGGCGUGGCCGGACUCAGACUGGACCCUGACCCCACCCCCCCAGUUGUUGCCGUGGCAGCUGUUCCGGUCACAGCGGCAACAGUGGAACGGCCAAGCUCUGCUGAUGGGGAGGAUGUGACUGGACGGUCGCAGGCGGGUGGCUUAGGGGUUGUCAUCCCGGCUCCUCCAGUCAGACCCCCCACAGUCCUGGGGGCCCACCCUGCCACCGCAGCCUCCAUCUCCCUUGAAGACUCUCUGUCCCAGCUCCUCAUCAGCCAACCAGAGGGGGAGGAAGAGGAGAAUGAAGAGGUAGCUUCAAGAAUAAGCCAGGUGUACGAGUCAGCAUCUGGUAGCAGUGAGGAUGAGGAUGGUGCUGGUGAUGAAGUAGGGCGGGGGUGGGAUAGGGAAAGGGGGGGACGAGAAGUUGGGUCUCGACGGAGGCCCAGACAUAGACUCCUACAGCGCCGGCUCAGGGAGGUCCAGCCUGACAGACUGCCACCUGGUGGUGGGUCCUCCAGCGGAGGCCUCAGUGUGCGCUCACGCAGCCCUGACGGUCAAUGCACUGUCACUGAGGUGUGACCACAACUGGACCACUGUCUCUGCACUCAACCGGCUCAGCAAAAAACAUAUUCACUCCAUGCCCAUGGUGGUAUUGAAUAACCCAGUGGAAGACACCAGAUCAGCCAUUUGCAUUACAUAUACAGCAACAUAGGCUAAUCCAUAAUUUAUAAUACGUCAGCCAGUAAGAUUAUGCAAAAUAGCACACAUAAUAAAAUAGCCCAUACUGUUCCACUCUCUGCCACUAACCAUUUGAGCCUGUGUUAGUACCAAAAGGCAUGGUCAGCCUUAAUAGGCUAUCUACAGAGAAAUUGUGAAAUGAUAAAGGUUUGAGGUUUGGAGAUGACUUAACCUUUUAAAUGUAGCAUCCCAUCUCUAACAGGAGGCAAAAAUCUUGUUUUGUGUAAUGGCUGUUUACUGUAAUGAUUGUUCUAACAUCUCCAUUGAGCGUGCAUGAGUCAGUGUGUGUACUGAAGUCAUAUUCCAGACGAAUAUAAAAAUAUGUUUCUUAAAUGUCCAAUGCAGCUGUUUUUACCUCGAUAUCAAAUUAUUUCUGGGUAACAAUUAAGUACCUUAAAUAGCACCUUUUGUUUGAUAUUUUAUUAGGACCCACAAGAGGUCGCUGUAAGGUUGGCCACAACAGUUCUGCAAACCCACCCCAUAGAUCCCCAUCUUGACACAGAACUCGCCAAGCCACCAAUAGGAAGACAUACUGUGUCGUGCUUGCCUGUUUGCAGCCAUGGAAACAAAUUUCAAGUGCAAAACAAGUGAGAACACUUGUAACUACUGAAUGGAAGGUAUUUUAAAUUACAACAAGAUCACAAAUAUGCACACAGGUUCUAUACAUCAGGGGUGGAGCAUGGAAAUGAGCAAGCAGAGAUUGCGAAUUAAAGCUCUUUAAUCUGUCAGUAGCUGUGUGCACACUCAAUUCAAACGUGAUGCAUGUCACACAUUCCUAAGUAGAAAAGGUGACCUACAAAGACAGGUAGAAGUAGGAAGAAGUGAUUGGAGAUUUUUUACGAAGGACUUCCUCAUGAAAGAUGAAACAAACGAAGAUGUUGAGAAAAUAUGCUGAAGAUACUAUGAAAAUUGGAUGGAAGAUGCAUUGUACACACACCUGAUCAUGAGUGUUUGAGUUGUCUGAACGUUGAACCUAUUAUUUUGAUACUCUUCUGUCAAUUGAUUAUUGCCAUGUUUUAAAAAGUAUUUUUGACUUUUAAUUAAUACGAUUUAACUUCCGUGUGUGGUCUUUCUUGUUUAACUGUGAUGUUUUAUCAAAACAAUAAAGUGUUUGUCUAUUAUUUGACCUUAA
Molecule: messenger RNA, 3033 nt
Organism: Salvelinus namaycush (lake trout)
Lineage: Eukaryota; Metazoa; Chordata; Actinopteri; Salmoniformes; Salmonidae
Product: E3 ubiquitin-protein ligase rnf146-like
Exons: 2
Coding region: 606-1742 (378 amino acids)
Biological process (GO): Wnt signaling pathway; ubiquitin-dependent protein catabolic process
Cellular component (GO): cytoplasm; nucleus
Molecular function (GO): ubiquitin protein ligase activity; zinc ion binding; poly-ADP-D-ribose binding
Source: RefSeq, a predicted model, not a curated record